Messenger RNA from Charadrius vociferus (killdeer), 762 nucleotides. It is a transcript of the gene GLO1, whose product is annotated as glyoxalase I. The record is from RefSeq and is a predicted model, not a curated record. The transcript is spliced from 5 exons. NCBI's taxonomy places the organism in Eukaryota, Metazoa, Chordata, Aves, Charadriiformes, Charadriidae. The coding region runs from base 8 to 472 and encodes 154 amino acids. Gene Ontology annotation, molecular function: lactoylglutathione lyase activity; metal ion binding.
GGAUUUUAUGUUUCAGCAGACAAUGUUAAGAGUAAAGGAUCCUAAGAAGUCACUAGAUUUUUAUACAAGAGUUCUUGGAAUGACACUGCUUCAAAAAUUUGACUUUCCUACUAUGAAGUUCUCGCUCUAUUUCCUGGCGUAUGAAGAUAAAAAUGAUAUCCCGAAAGAUAAAACUGAGAGAACAGCUUGGACCUUCUCCAGAAAAGCUACACUUGAACUGACACACAACUGGGGCACUGAAAAUGAUGAAAAUCAGUCUUACCACAAUGGCAAUUCAGAUCCCCGAGGAUUUGGGCACAUUGGAAUUGCUGUCCCUGAUGUCAAUAAAGCUUGUAAGAGGUUUGAAGAACUAGGAGUGAAAUUUGUGAAGAAACCAGAUGAUGGUAAAAUGAAAGGACUUGCAUUUGUUCAGGAUCCUGAUGGCUACUGGAUUGAAAUUUUGAAUCCUAACCAUAUGGUGACUCUCACUUAGUUCUAAUGAAGUCUAUUAUAUAGGAGAUGCAUACUUGCAGUCCCCUGGAGAAAAUCUGUAACAGUGUUAGUGAAAUUCUCACUUAAUGGAGAGGAAUCAGUCAUGUUCAGUCGCCUUUAAAACUGUCCCCUGGAACCUCAAUGUACUGAAUUCCUUUUUGUUGUCCUGUAAUGCCACUGCAAUUUGCUUCCAAUUAGGAAUACUCAACCAUCUUUUGGAAGAGCGCGUACACAGAUCCUCCUCUAGAACACCGAUUAUGUUAAUAUUUCAAUAAACACUCUCAAAAGAUA